Molecule: messenger RNA, 1460 nt
Organism: Gamsiella multidivaricata
Lineage: Eukaryota; Fungi; Mortierellomycota; Mortierellomycetes; Mortierellales; Mortierellaceae
Product: Copine-domain-containing protein
Exons: 5
Coding region: 63-1370 (435 amino acids)
Biological process (GO): cellular response to calcium ion
Cellular component (GO): plasma membrane
Molecular function (GO): calcium-dependent phospholipid binding
Source: RefSeq, a predicted model, not a curated record
CUCCUCCCUUCCCUCCACAUUCCUUUCUCUACUAUUGGCGGCAAAUAGCAACUACAAACAUCAUGCAAAGUAUAUACCCGCACCCACCGGCGCUUCCUCCUACUCCCCCAAAGGUCGUGCUCAAUAUCAAAUGCAGAAAUCUGGCCAACAGAGAUAUCAUGAGUUUUAGCGAUCCCCAGGUGUUCCUCUUUCUGUUUGAUGACCGCACUGAUACCUGGUGCUCAAGGCCCCACGCAAUGACUGAGCGCAUCAAGGAUAACCUGAACCCGGUCUUCGUGAACGGGCUUGAGGUCGAAUACCGAUUCGAGAUGAUUCAGCGACUGAAGUUCGUUGUGUACGAUAUCGAUGACAAGCACAGUGGUAAUUGGUCGGAUCAAGACUUCUUGGGUGAGGUUACCACGGACAUGGGAUCUAUUAUUGGAUCCCGUGGUAGCCAAGCAGUGCUCCAGCUUCAGCAUCCAAAACGCAAGACGACUGCGUUAGGCCAGAUUAUUGUCUAUGCUGAAGAGUUGAAGAGCUCAAAACGGACGAUCAAUUUCGGAAUAAGAGCUCUGGACCUGACAAAGAAAGGUCUGUUCAAAUCGAGGCCUACAGCGUUCUUCACCAUCUAUCGCGACGAUGGAAACACGGGUUUUUUGCCGGUAUACAGGUCCAAGGCGAUCCAGUCUGAAGACGAUCCGAUCUGGAAGGAAUUUUCGAUCAAGGAGAGCUUUCUCUGUAACGGAGAUCCACACCGUAAGCUGAAGAUUGAGAUCAAGAACAGCAAGGGCAAUGGAGUUGAGACAGUAAUCGGUACCACAGCUGUGUUCACAUUGAAUGAAUUGAGCCAACGGCCGUUUCCACACUCGAUGGCGAUUCCACCGAUGACGGGCACGUCGGCUCUGAUUAUCCAGAAGUUCACUGUGACCGAGCCGCCUUCGUUCACAGAUUUUAUUGCCGGCGGAGGUACUAUCGGACUCUGCGUUGCAGUCGACUUUACAGCGAGCAAUGGACCAUACAAUAAGCCGGGAUCGCUACACUUCAGGAGCCCGAACGGCGAGAACGGGUACACGCAAGCGAUUCGCAGCGUCGGUAACAUUCUGCAGUGCUAUGAUACAGAUAAAAAGUUUCCAGUCUACGGAUUCGGAGGGUCUAUCAAUGGACAGGUUAGCCAUGCUUUCCCUUUGAACGGCAACCCAACAUGUCCGGAGGUGUAUGGGGUCGAAGGCAUCCUGUCCGCGUACUGGAACGCGCAGUCGUUUGUGGAGUUGCAUGGUCCUACGAACUUUGCGCCUGUCAUUAUGGAGGCAACAAAUAUUGCAAUGCAGAGCGAACCUUAUGGAUACACGAUCCUCCUGAUCCUGACAGAUGGUGCCAUUAGUGACAUGUGAGAAGGACUGAAAUGUUGUUGCUCUAAUAUGAUCGGGUAUGCCUUUACACGACGCGUCCAUCCAUAACACUCUUUACUUGAAACAGGGACG